Messenger RNA from Pseudogymnoascus destructans, 2520 nucleotides. RefSeq lists its product as uncharacterized. Lineage: Eukaryota; Fungi; Ascomycota; Leotiomycetes; Thelebolales; Thelebolaceae. The record is from RefSeq and is a predicted model, not a curated record. The coding region runs from base 178 to 2184 and encodes 668 amino acids. The transcript has 2 exons.
CUAAUCUCAUGCUCGCCUCGCUUGCACUUCUUCAACCGGAUCGGCCACCAAUAUUUUGACGCCCUGGGAUUUCACACUUGGGCGUCUUCUACGAAACUUUCUAUCGAAAGGUAGCACUGAAGGCAUUCUCUCAAAGAGCAGUCUAGAUUGAAAGUACCACUUAUUUCACGCCCAGAGAUGUGGUCCAACAACAACUUUGGAAGCAACAGCGCGCCCACCCACAACGGGGCUCAGGACAACAACAACAACAACGAUCAAAGCAACACCAACGAGGAGAACUACCAGGGAAGUGAUAUCAACCAGGGCGGCGGAAACUUUGUUAACUACCCUCAUCAUACUGCUGGCUUCCCAGUGUAUCCACUGUUUCCGUUUGAAUAUUACCCGCCGCCAAAUUCAAACUAUAUCGGGAAUUACAUGCCAAACGUGUUCCAUCCAAUGCCUGGAUUCGGGAACAACGAGUUUAUACAAGCCUAUUUCACCAAUCCAGCCAAUCCGGAGCAAGCCCAGGCCAUGGAGCCUGUUGCGCUGGCCCAUCCCGGUGUAUCAACUCAGUCUGUUCCAGCAACUCGGCCCAUCAAAUCAGCUCGGCCUGACACACCAACUGAACCUGCUGCAUUACGCAAACCUGUUGCUAACAUGGCUCUGAACUCUAGAGCCGAGGAGCUAAAGUCCCAGCUCAUAAAGAGCAAGGAGGAACGUGCCAAGGCCAAAAAUGCACUGAAAGCCGAUGAGGCUGUCACCGGCGCUCUCGAUCCAACAUCGCAGGAGAUGGCGAGUUUGCUUCGAGGCUCUCCUACUAUGCCCAGAAAUCAGUCGAAGGGUCCUAUGAGUGGCUCUAUCGUGUCCUCUACUUCACCAAAGAAUAUUGCAAGGGGAAUUAUUCCAGGCAAUACUGGACCUAGGCUGGCACGGAAAACUUCGGCCUGUGAGAUACUAGGAAGACCCAAGGCUGACGAUAAUGAGGUUACAAAACUCAUUGAGGCUGGCAGAGUUGCUGCUGAAGAUAACUAUAAGAAGCAUCUGAGUUCUAACGCAUUGCCUGCUUCAAGUAUUGGGCCAUCACCAGAUGCUGCUAGAGUUGUACAAAACAAUGUACAAUCGAAGGGGUCCCAGACACAGCUUAAUUUGAUGCAUUCAAAACCAGCCUCAACUCAAGCCAGAGCUUUUCAGGAUAUUGAGCAGAAAAGAACUGUACCCAACGAACAGCAAGAGAAAGUUCAGACGGAGGAGCUGGUUCAAGAGGCUGUGGGAAAGGAGAAAUCGCCAUCUACACCAAGUGUUGUGGAAAGGCAAGGUCUCAUUAGGUUUCAAAGCAGCACAAUUACGCGGGACAAGAAGCCUGCACCAAGACAUGAAUAUAUUGAGCAGCGCGGGUCAAGCGCCAAUACUAUUGACAAACCGAGACUUUACAGCUGCGACAAAGACAAAGAUAACUCAAAUGCAAAGAAUAGCACCAACACUAUACCUAGCCCGAAAGAAGACAAACAUUCACCACUGGAGAAAGUUCUCCUGAGCAACGACGAACUCCGCGACUGGCUCAAGCUGACCAAGUGGGACGAUCUCGCUCACCGCAGAAGCGCCCUCGGGCGCCACCGCGCCAUCACCGCCAUCGACACGGAAAAGGCCACGGAAAAGGCGCAUCUCCUCGAGAGUGCUGCCAAGAUCGAAGCUUUAGACAAGGAGAAGGCCAAGCUAGAGGCUCAAACGACAGACGACGAAGAUGGAUUUGGCGGCAGGUUUCCUGGACACUCCAAGACGAGAUCAACUGCGAGAGGGGGUUCCUAUAAAGGCUCUGUGAGCUCUCUCGACCAAGCUACAAAGCCAACCCCAGCCUCAGUCAACCCCAGGAAGCGCUCCUUCUCCACCUUCUCUAGCGCCAACCACCUCCCUGUGAGGCCCAACAGCCGCCGCUACCACGCCUCUGAUGUACAGAGAUCAAGCCCCGGCAACUCGGGAAAGGAGCUCUUCCACGACCGCCACGAACACCGUGGCCGUUCCCGUGAGCGUCGCAGCUACGAAGACCGUCGCAAUAUGUCGCCCAGUCUUAGGUCCUUCCUGGAGCGUGAAGAUGCCCGCGAAGCACGCGAAACUGCAGCCCGCCGCCAUAACGCCGGAUUCCGUGGUUACAAUCGUGAGGGGAACCGCCCCUACCGUGAUUAUCGGUCGAGGCCGCGGCCGCGGUAGAGUCGAUUUUGAUGACCGCCGAUAGUUCAGACACCGAUUUGAGAGGGAAGAUGGGGUGGAAACUCGAGAGCUCGGUGGCGGCGUUGCGGCUUCGGGGAUUUUAUUUUUAUUUGAUGUUUUUAAGGGCCAGUUACUUUGUGUGGUGCCUUCAAAAAUACAUUCUGAUAACGUGUCCCGUUUUUGCUUUGUGAGUGACUGUUCUGUAAUUAAAUGUUCAUAGUGAGUAUUCUGCGAAAUUUGAUAAAUAUUCGUGAUGGUGGCAAGUCUCUUUCAUCACAGCAACCAUCUAUAUAACCCAAUCACUAUCCUGUGGGCAAGAAUAAGAGAGAAGUCAAC